Messenger RNA from Oryza brachyantha (malo sina), 1809 nucleotides. RefSeq names its product B3 domain-containing protein Os11g0156000-like. The coding region runs from base 439 to 1266 and encodes 275 amino acids. The record is from RefSeq and is a predicted model, not a curated record. Gene Ontology annotation, molecular function: DNA binding; DNA-binding transcription factor activity. The transcript has 3 exons. NCBI's taxonomy places the organism in Eukaryota, Viridiplantae, Streptophyta, Magnoliopsida, Poales, Poaceae.
CAUUCCUCAUCACCUACACUCAGACUAUAUAUUCUAACCUCAGCACCUUUGAAGCCCUUCACUUUGAUUCUUCCUGUCUACCUAGGUUAAAAUACUCCCUCUCACUCUCCUUUCUCCCUCUCUAUCUCCCCCUCUCUAUAUAUAGAUCUAAUACACCAAGGCCUCGUAUACUAGCAAAUAUCAAUACAUAAAUACAUGUUGGCACUCCCAAUUCCCAAACCGUCUAAGCUCUACACUACUUCUCUACUAGUUGGAAGGCUAUAAAUGCCUGGCCAUGAUAUAUGCAUGGUUCUCUACACAACACACCAUCAUCACUGCAACUCCUCUUCCUCUCCACUACCCAACUUUUGCCUCCAGACAAGAACCUAACACUCAUCUUUGUUUCGAUCGAUCGCUUCUUCUACCCCUAGCUCACCUCCAGGCUCCAGGACAGCAGCAAUGGCCAUGCACCCUCUCGCCCAGGGGCACCAAGCCUGGCCAUGGGGGGUAGCCAUGUACACCAACCUGCACUACCACCACCACCACCACGAGAGGGAGCACCUCUUUGAGAAGCCCCUUACCCCGAGCGAUGUGGGCAAGCUCAACAGGCUGGUGAUCCCCAAGCAGCACGCCGAGAGGUACUUCCCCCUCAGCGGCGACUCCGGUGAGAAGGGCCUCCUACUCUCCUUCGAGGACGAGUCCGGCAAGCCGUGGCGGUUCCGGUACUCGUACUGGACGAGCAGCCAGAGCUACGUGCUCACCAAGGGCUGGAGCCGGUACGUCAAGGAGAAGCACCUGGACGCCGGCGACGUCGUGCACUUCGAGCGGGUGCGCGGCCUUGGCGCCGGCGACCGGCUCUUCAUCGGCUGCAGGCGCCGCGGCGAGAGCGCGCCGGCCACCGCCGUGGCCGCCCCGCCGCCACCCGCCGUCCGCGUCCCGCCGCCUACACUCAACGCCGGCGAGCAGCAGCCCUGGAGCCCAAUGUGUUACAGCACGUCGGGUUCGUCGUAUCCUACCAGCCCUGCCAAUUCCUACGCCUACCAUCGCUCCCUAGACCAAGAUCACAGCGACAUACUACACGCGGGGGAGUCGCAGAGAGACGCAGACACCAAGAGCAGCAGCGCGGCGUCGGCGCCGCCGUCGACGAGGCGGCUCAGGCUGUUCGGCGUGAACCUCGACUGUGGCCCGGAACCGGAGGCAGAUCAGACGACGGCAAUGUACGGCUACAUGCACCACCAGAGCCCCUACGCUGCAGUGUCCGCAGUGCCAAAUUACUGGGGCAGUUAGUUCAUGAGAUGAUGAGGAGAUCUGAGGCCAUGCUUGCAGAAUCCUAACCACCAACAGUGAAACUAGUUACUACUACCAGCCUACUACUACUGUGAACCCAAGUGACAGGUUUGAAUUGACCUGUGGAAGGAAAAAGAAGGAAGUGGGGGAGAUCCCUUGUUUCCCGGACAAUCUCCUUCCAUGCAUCAUCCCCAGAGUGCCCCUUUUUUUCUGGGUUUUUUUCUUCUUGUCUUCCAGAAACCCUACUUACAGUACGGGGGGCCCUUGCAGCAGGUGGGAGGUUUCAGGAAACAUCAUGUUGAAAAGGAGAGGGAGAGAAGGAGAGGAGAGAUGGUGACACACAUGAGAAACAAAAAGGAGAGAAAAAAAUGACAUGUUUGCAAGUAUGUAUGUGUCAUCUAUGUAUGUGAGUGGGUCCAUGAACAAACUGUGAAGUUGAUGUAUCCUCUCCUACCUCCCUGAAGAAACAAAGUAAUACCCCAAUGGGGAUUUUGUUCUCUUCCCCUUUCUCCCCAUCUUCUUACACUGUUCUACAUGCAUAUG